This is a messenger RNA of Capsicum annuum, 950 nucleotides long. RefSeq names its product actin-depolymerizing factor. Gene Ontology annotation, molecular function: actin filament binding. NCBI's taxonomy places the organism in Eukaryota, Viridiplantae, Streptophyta, Magnoliopsida, Solanales, Solanaceae. Gene Ontology annotation, biological process: actin filament depolymerization. The coding region runs from base 207 to 644 and encodes 145 amino acids. Gene Ontology annotation, cellular component: cytoplasm; actin cytoskeleton. The record is from RefSeq and is a predicted model, not a curated record. The transcript has 3 exons.
AUAUAAUAAUUUAGACGUAAUCCUGCAAAGGGAAAAAAUCCCCCAAAAAAUAAAAUAAAAUAACAGCUCAUGCUGCAUGGAAUUGUUGUACUUGGUGCACAUCUUCUUGUACAUUAAUCCGUUUAUUUUUCCAUUCGGAGGCUGCUUGUGAGUCUACUUCAAUUUUUUCGGUGCUCUCUCUCUCUCUCUCUCUCAUCACUUUAACAAUGUCUUUCAGAAUCAAAGGGGCAAAUGCGCCCUCUGGCAUGGGGGUUGCUGAUCAAAGCAAAGCUACAUAUAUGGAACUGCAAAGGAAGAAAGUGCAUCGAUAUGUGAUAUUUAAGAUUGAUGAGAAGAAAAAUGAGGUUGUGGUUGAGAAAACUGGAUGUCCAGCUGAGAGCUAUGAUGAUUUCACUGCUGCUCUUCCUGAGAAUGACUGUCGAUAUGCAGUAUACGAUUAUGAUUUCGUGACACCUGAUAACUGCCAAAAGAGCAAGAUUUUCUUCUUUGCCUGGUCUCCUUCUGUUUCCCGAAUCCGAUCGAAGAUGCUGUAUGCCACAUCUAAGGACAGGUUCAGGAGGGAGCUGGAAGGCAUACACUAUGAGAUUCAGGCUACUGAUCCUACUGAAGUAGAACUUGAAGUUCUCAAAGAACGCGCUUACUGAUUGAAACUUCCUACCAUGAAACAACCAUUCAUAAUGUUUCUGUAUAAUCGCGUCUUACAAGGCUCGAUUUACUUAACUAUGACAUAAAUAACUCGACGCUUGGGUUGCUGAUUACCAGACUCGUGAUAGCGAUAUCAUGUUUUCUGGCUAUGAGUUCUCUCAUUCUCAUGAUGCUUCCCAGUCGAGAAACGAGUAUGGUUAUGUAAUUUGAAUGAUUCAAGUAUCAACUAUAGUAAGGCUAAGCAAUAUAUGUAAUGUGUUACUCUAUUAGUAUCUGAUCGAUGAUGCUUGUUUUUCGUCUGAUAA